AUGCCUGGUAUCGUCAUGGAAGAUGCCAGUGACAGCGGAUCCAGACGCUGGACGAGCCCCCAUGACCUUCACGAGAACAAUGGGCAACCAAAUUCGGUGCGCGCGACCGAAAACAAUGGCGCGCUGGCGGACUCGGAAAAAGCCUCGAGGCAGCUGAAUGGCUCUUCCAAGGAGCCUGGUUCCCUCGAUCGACGUCCGAAUAUGACGAAUGAUCAUCCCCAGAAAAUGGCCAGAGCUGAAGAGUCAACUCAGGCACCGAGGCAACCGCCUCCGGAGCUGGUUCACAUCACCCAGGGCUUUUCCCCCUACGGCCAGCUGGUCAAUAGAGCCGUUCAGCAGUGCUGGAAUGAUCUCUCUGAUCUGAUCACGGAGCUGGCGGACAUCCAGGUAUCGACCCAGCAGCAGCCGUCUCAAUUGACUCUUCCGAACGGCAAACCGUCAGGGAACCAGUCUACGGAGAAUGUGCAAAAGAAGCUCCGACUCCUGGAAUUCUUGCAGAAUAAACGUGCCGAAUUUAUCAAGCUACUCGUUCUUUCCCAGUGGAGUCGGCAAGCAGCCGACGUUAGCAAGCUGAUCGACCUCCAAGGCUUCAUCCGCACACGUCACAUGGCCUACAAUGCAGCCAUCCAACGAGUCGCCGAUAUGAAACGAGACUUGGUGAGGGCUCAGGUCGCCAACCCAGAUCUGGCAACCGCGCUAGAGGUUUUGUCGACGGGGAGAGUCUCCAGUAUGCCAGAUCUUGGGUACAAGCCCCCGAAACCUCUCACCGCAAAAGGCUUGCUCCGGACCUUGCGAAAAAUAAAUCGGAUCAUCAGCACACGGCUGAUAUUACAUGAUUCUGUCCCUGCCCCCUUUCAUAACUACCGGGUCCACGACGGCCGAGUGACAUUCAUCGUUCCUAAAGAAUUUGAAAUUGAUCUUUCCAUCGCGGAAGAGGACCCCCAUUCUCAGUUUUAUUUCAUCGAUAUCCGCUUUCUUUUCUCGCCGUCCUCUCCUAUUCCCAAGGGUCGCUUCUUCAACGAGUUGGACCUGCGGAUCAACAACAUUCUAAGAACAGAAGGUCUGGCGGGUUGCUUCGAUUUCGUCCACAACCUCGUUCUCUCGAACAAGAUCAACAUUCUUUUCAGACAAGCAGUGGAUCUCAUACGGGGCCAGUGGUCUGAUGCCUUGCGCGUUGAAUUACUACGCCGCACCUUAGUGGUACAGUAUUGGGCCAACAAGCCCGGACCAAAGAGCUGGUUGGAGAUCGGCAUCAGAAGCGGUCGUCAAAAGACCUCUGCAGGAGAGCGAGCUCCACGGGUGUCACAUUUGGGUUUGCGUUGGAUACGGGAAAACAAGGAAGUGGAUUCCACGGAUAUCAGCUUCGAUACAGAGAAUCUUUCGAUAGAGUCAAUUCUGCGCAGCGCAAUCGCCCUCCACACUUCUCAUUGGCUUCGUUCCGCGUAUGCUAGAUUCAGCGUGGAGCCCUUAUUUGCGACUCGCUCGCUUUCCCUCAGAGCCCAAACCUCGACCAUCGAGCCAGGAGACUGCUAUCUCAACGUCCAGCUAACGAGGUCUCGGUAUCUCUGUGCUUCUGUUGAACCCGUGUCAGGAAAUAUAUGCCUCCGGACCACUCCCACGCCCCUAAGUCUUCUCGAUAAGGAUCGCAAUGCGGAUGACCUUGUCGCGAGGAUUUCCCGGCUCCGAUGUAUCGCAGCGAUGGAAGAGAUCGAAGCGAACGCCAAGAUGUUAGGGUGGGAAAUCGUCGACCAUCGGAAACUCAAAGUCGAUAUUCGACGUCUAUUCCCGCCAAAUAUUCUGCGGGCUUCAUUUUUCCGUCAUCGUCUCUGGCAACCCGGCUGGAUUGUGGCUGCGACGACCAGUCUGAGUGGUGAUGAUUGGUGGGUUCUGCAGUUGAAACCCCGGCCGUCGCCAAACCCCAACUUGCAGCACCUACACAGUUCAGCUUCAUCGGAAGGCUUUCUGAUACAAUCUACUCGGGUUGUGGUCGGGAACCUGGUUACCGCACACCAACAGCUUAGCUACUCCUUCUUCGCAAACCUUGAACAUUCGUUGGCCGGCAUUAUCGCGAUGCAUGCCAAUGCGUCUUGGUUGGCGGAUUUGCGUUCUUUGCACUCGUUCCCGACUGCUCAAAACCUACAACUCGGACGGAACCUCGAAGUACCUCAUCUUUCUAUUCGUUUUGACACCUCCAAGCUGCCAGAAGCGCUCCGGAUGCAUCCCCCUGCAGGAAUCAGGAAGAAGUCAUAUGUGAAAGAAACGAUCAGCCUUUCCUACCACGGAUUCGACCCUCGAGCGAAAGCUGUUAUCGUCGUAGCGUAUGGCCGUUUCCAUGCUCCCUUGAGGAAUCUCGGUCUCCGGACUUUGAAAUUGGACGACUCAGUGAUUCUCCAGAGGAGAGGAUCGGGCUUUGCUAUCCGUUUCUUGGUUGCGGCCGGUCAGUCUAUCAUUGCCGAGCUCUGCGAGCGUGUUCAGCGACUUGAGAUUGUCCUCUCCGUUUUCGAAUCCCUUCGGCGGAACAAGGUUAAAAUACGGACAUUGUCCCUUUCGCGGCUUUCCUUUGUUUACGCGCCGGAACAGGACCUCAGCGCCAGCAUCGUUGUCCGGCUUUCUGGGCCCGACUCUCUUGCCGAUCUGGAACCUGCCGCCCUCCGCUCAGAGACGACAUCGCUUUUCCGCCUGCGCCUCGACAUUUCUUUUGCCGAGUCGAAUCCUCAUAGCCGAAUCAGACAAUCUCUCGCAGCAAUCCUGAAUCAAGACUCUUACGCGGGUAUUGAUUCGGUGAUUCGGCUUCUCACUUUCACCCUUCCGCUGUUACGGGCUUUAGAUCGCCUGGUCACACAGCCGUCGUGCAAUCCGUCCUUGACGGUGCAGGUCACUGCGCGUGGUGCGAAAACAUAUCAAUUCCGUUAUUCUGGCCUACGCUUCCGAUUCCUUCUCACGGCUGGAUAUCGCCGGGACGGCAUGAUAUGGGUAUUGAAGGACAUCGGCUCAUCACGAGAGAAACGUGAAGGAGAGGAAGUUAUCGCAAGCAAAUUACAAGAAAGGAUUUACGACUCUAAAGGCGACGGUUGGCAGGGCCUUGGAAAUGGGGCUGUGGCGGACGCGGACAAAGUUGGAAAUCUGAUCACGGAGCUGGACUCGUGCUUUGCCGAUGUUGCAACUAUGGCUUCCAGUGGGGAUGGAAAAGAUGCCGAUGCGGGACAGAUGUCUGCAGAAACGAAGGGGCCUGGCGGGUCAACAUCUGUCGAUGCUCCGGGAAGAGCAGCGGGCACGAACGCAAAUACUUCGCAAGCGCCUGACAAGCCGGCAGGCCCCGACGUAAUUAUGAUUGACUAG
Rasamsonia emersonii CBS 393.64 is the source of this 3339-nucleotide messenger RNA. RefSeq names its product RNA polymerase II holoenzyme/mediator complex component Rgr1. Bases 1 to 3339 code for a protein of 1112 amino acids. Lineage: Eukaryota; Fungi; Ascomycota; Eurotiomycetes; Eurotiales; Trichocomaceae. Gene Ontology annotation, molecular function: transcription coregulator activity. Gene Ontology annotation, biological process: regulation of transcription by RNA polymerase II. Gene Ontology annotation, cellular component: mediator complex; core mediator complex. The transcript has 2 exons. The record is from RefSeq and is a predicted model, not a curated record.